This is a messenger RNA of Cannabis sativa, 1845 nucleotides long. RefSeq names its product 7-deoxyloganetin glucosyltransferase. The transcript has 2 exons. Bases 166 to 1659 code for a protein of 497 amino acids. NCBI's taxonomy places the organism in Eukaryota, Viridiplantae, Streptophyta, Magnoliopsida, Rosales, Cannabaceae. Gene Ontology annotation, molecular function: UDP-glycosyltransferase activity. The record is from RefSeq and is a predicted model, not a curated record.
UUAGAUUUAUGACUUGGUUUGCAAUAUUAAUGUAUCACGUGCAGUAUUAUUUUAUAUAUAAAAAACUAUUUAGGUAUGCUAUAUGGUUCGUCAUAGCACUUUAAAUAUAGCUUCAAAGUAUAACCUAUAGGUCACAACAUUUUGAGUAGAAGAUUGAGAGUAAUAAUGGAUCAAAUUUCAUCAGAUAAAAAAGAAGGUUAUAGUACUGAAAGUAAACCUCAUGCUGUAUGCAUUCCUUACCCAAGUCAAAGCCACAUCAAGGCAAUGCUUAAAUUUGCAAAGCUACUUCACAACAAGGGUUUCUACAUAACCUUUGUCAACACUGAGUUCAACCACAAUCGCUUCCUCAAGAACUCCUCCACAAUUUCCUCCUCACCGAGCUUCCAGUUCGAGACGAUUCCCGAUGGCCUUCCGCCCUCGGAUCAAGGACAGGAUUCGACACAAGACAUCCCUUCUCUUAGUGAUUCCACUCGAAAGAACUUUUUGGGCCCAUUCCUUGAGCUCCUCAAAAAACUUGCAUACCAAACCAAAAGUAAUAGUAGCAAGGAUGAUGUUCCUCCUCGUGUGAGUUGCAUUAUUAAUGAUGGAGUCAUGACUUUUGCUAUUAAGGCAGCUCAACAGCUUGGACUUCCUGUGGUUCAGUUUUUCACAGUUGCUGCAUGCGCUGUUAUGGGCAUCGCCAACUACCGCCCUUUACUUGACAAAGGAAUUGUACCACUAAAAGAUGAGAAUGAGUUAAAUGAUUUUCUAGACACAAGUAUGGAAUGGAUUCCGGGAAUAAAAGGUCUCCGAUUUCGAGAUCUACCAUCAUUUUGUAGGAUCACUGAUUCCAAUGAUAUUAUGUUUAAUUGGAUCAUAGAGUCAAUUGAGAUGGCUUCAGAAGCUUCAGCUGUUGUUAUUCAGACAUUUGAAGCAUUGGAACCACAUGUUUUGGAUGUUCUUUCUUCAACUACUUCACUUCCAAAAAUAUAUCCAAUUGGACCACUCCAACCUCUACUCGAUCACUAUCCACAACAUUCUCUACACACUGUCACCUACAGUCUUUGGAAGGAAGAAACUGAGUGUAUAAAAUGGCUUAGUACUCAAAAGCCUAACUCAGUCAUUUAUGUCAAUUUCGGAAGUAUAACGGUUCUGAGUGAGCAACAAGUUAUUGAAAUUGGUUGGGGUCUCGCAAAUAGCGAUGUUCCUUUCCUGUGGGUGAUUAGACCAGACUUGAUAAUUGGGGAAGGUAGGCUACCAUCUGAGUUUUUGGACCAAACCAAAGAAAGAAGCCUAAUCAUAAGUUGGGCACCACAGGAGGAUGUGUUAAAUCACCCCUCCAUAGGAGGAUUUUUGACACAUUGUGGUUGGAAUUCAAUACUGGAGAGCUUGACUAGUGGGGUGCCUAUGAUUUGUUACCCAUACUUUGCUGACCAACAAACCAAUUGUUGGUUUGCAUGCAAUGAAUGGGGUGUGGCGGUGGAGAUUGAAAGUGAUGUAAAGAGAGAUCAAGUGACAAAUUUGGUUAAAGAGUUAUUCGAUGGAGAAAAAGGUAAGAAAAUAAAGACUACGGCAAUGGAAUUUAAGAAAUUGGUACAUGAAGCCACUACUCCAAGUGGGAGCUCGUCUACAAAUUUGGAUGAUUUGAUUAAUGAAGUGCUCUUGCAUCAAACUGAUUAAAGAUUUUAUAUUUAUAAUAUUAUAUAUUUAAUUAGGUGAGCACAUUUUGUGGUGUUUGGUAAUAAAAUGUCCCUUUUCUUUUUUAAUUGUUUUUUUUAGAUAAAAUCUUUAGUUGUUAAUUUAUGUAAUCUCUGUAUGUUUAUUUGUCGGUGUUAUUUUAUUUAAAUGUACUUAUUAAUUGCAACA